Dioszegia hungarica is the source of this 1743-nucleotide messenger RNA. RefSeq names its product mitochondrion protein. Gene Ontology annotation, molecular function: ATP binding; protein kinase activity. The transcript has 11 exons. NCBI's taxonomy places the organism in Eukaryota, Fungi, Basidiomycota, Tremellomycetes, Tremellales, Bulleribasidiaceae. The coding region runs from base 1 to 1743 and encodes 580 amino acids. The record is from RefSeq and is a predicted model, not a curated record. Gene Ontology annotation, biological process: protein phosphorylation.
AUGCCGCCUAGAAUAUCAGGCCAAGGGGUCCGCUUCGCCUUCAGGGAGUACACCUCAGCCUCCGCGCAAGCAUCGACCCUUCCCCGAGCGCCAAAGCCGCGCAAAUGGCCUGCCCGAGUCGCUGUCGCCGCCGGACUUCUUGGUGGAGGAUAUGCGUAUGAUCGCAACUUCAACGCCAGUGCUGUCUCUCGAUCGCUACGUACAGCGUACAUAGGGAUACUAUGUACCCUGGACUACAAGAUCAACUUCUCACCUCGGAAUGCGGACAAGAUCGAGGGACUGCACCAGCGAGUCGCGGACCGGCUAAGAUAUGUGAUUGAUACCAAUCAAGGGCUAUAUCUUAAGCUUGGUCAGGCAUUGGGGCUGCAAGCUGCGCUCCUGCCCAAGCCGUAUCGAGAGGCGUUCGGACAUGUCUUCGACAGAGCUCCAUCCGUACCUUGGGCCGAGGUAGUAGAGGUCUUCCAGAAUGAUCUCAAGCUUCACCCGGACGACAUUUUCGACUACUUCUCGGAUGAACCUCUCGCCUCCGCCUCGAUCGCGCAGGUUCACCGAGCUAGCCUGGCCCCAAAAGCUGGCGAGGCAAAGGGGACUAUCGUAGCCGUCAAGGUGCAAAAGCCUGCUAUCGCCAAGCAGAUGGACUGGGAUCUGUGGUCAUACAGAACUCUGAUGUAUGUGGCGGAGAAGCUCUUUGACAUGCCCAUGUACUUUGUCGCCAACUACGUCUCGCAGCAGAUGCGGCUCGAAACGUCUUUCCGGAACGAGGCCAAUAAUGCUCGACGUUGUGCCGAGCUGCUCGCUCAGACACCAGAGCUGAGGGAUGAUAUCUAUAUCCCGAAGGUGUAUGGCGCAGCGGAGGGUUACCCAGAGAGCGAUAGGAUCAUGGUCAUGGAAUGGGUGGACGGCUGCAGGUUGAAUGAUAAGGAGGCCAUGGAGGCGAUGGGUAUCAAGCCCAGAGACGCCAUGGACCUCGCUAUCGCGCUCAAUUCGGCCAUGACCUUUUCGUGGGGUUUCGUACAUUGCGACCCUCAUCCUGGAAAUAUCCUCGUCCGGCAGCAUCCGACAAAGAAGGGCAAGCCUCAAGUUGUCCUUAUCGACCACGGUCUCUACAUCUCCCUCUCCAAGACCUUCCGGGAAGACUACUGCACCCUCUGGCGCUCGCUCUUCGUCCUCGACGUCCCCAAGAUCGAAGAAAUAGCUCGAGGAUGGGGCAUCGCCGUCGACGCCAACAUGUUCGCCUCGGCCAUCCUUCUGCGCCCGUUCCGAGUUUCGCAGAAAAAGGAGGAGAAUCCCGGACCGGAGCUAAGCCAGUAUGAGCAGCAGGUGGAGCUGAAGCGGAGGAUGAGGACGAUGUUGGAGAAUGAGCAAUUGAUACCGAGAGAACUCAUCUUCCUCACUCGGUGUCAACGUAUGAUGCAAGCCAACAACCAGACUCUCGGCUCCCCUUCCUCCCGCGUCAAUCUUUCCGCCAAAUGGGCGUCUAUCGGCUACACCCGCUCCCUUACCGGCUCGCGUGACCUGCGCAGCGUCGGACUGUGGACAUGGAUCAAGGAUCGGUCAAAUGCGGUGAUCUUCAGGUUUACGCUCGGCGCGGUGGAUCUUGCAUUUUGGAUCACUACGGUCAAGCAACGCUUAUGGCCGCCUGCGAAGGGUGAAGGUUGGGAGGAUAAGCUGCAAAAGCAGUUUGAGAGUAUGGCGAGGGAGGAGUUUGGGAUAGAGAUUGACGACAAGGUGUUUUUGGGGUAG